AUGGCCUCAACGGCGGUGCCCAUUGUCCAAUAUGGUGUCGAGAACAAGAACAUUCCUGGCGAUCCGACUUGUUGGAAGAUGAAGGAAUGUGGCAACAUUUGUCAUUGGGCUGACCAGUCUCGCCGCGAGGAUUUCCCACCGUUUGGUAACACCGAUUUCGAGAUGAGUGACGAUCCCCGAAUUGCGUCCAUCCGCCAGUUUCUUUCCAACCUUGCCAACAUUGAGAACAUGAUGCACGAACACGGAACGGUCAUUCGAGAUACGGCCAAAGAAUUCAUCAUUGACUCCGUAGUCAACACGUUCGGUGUUCGUCUCAUCAAGCUGCACGACGUAUCAUUCAAGGACAAGGCGUCGUACAAGAAAGCUGCGAGGUCUAAGCAGGUUGAGAAGCUAUCUAAGGCGAAGAUGGCCGACAAGGAGCCUCCUAUGGGCUGUAUCGUAGAGGAUUUCCUCAUGGCGCAGCGGCUGAGUCGUGGCGAGGCCCCCACCAUGCCCAUGCAUCGUCCAAGUACAGAGAACCCCCAAGGCGCUGAAAACUGCAAGAAAUGGUAUUCGGAGAUGCGCCGCGAGUCCUGCCGUACCUUCUGGGUUAAAACGACCCGGCAAGAGCGCGAUUCGAUGCGCGCCGGAGCCCAGCAACCCUCCGCAGACCUGAUCCCCUUGAUUCAGCAGAUUCGGAACGAAGACAGGUCUCACACCAAAGAUCACUUCUGGUCGUACCAGCGUGAUGAGCUAGCGGCCGAGGACCCCAACAUUUACGAGCAAGUUGACAAAGAUAUUGUAAUCGUGUUGGACAAGGAUAAUGAGCUGCUUCUCUGCAAGUUCGCGGGCUUGUUCCGUCUCCUUUUCGGCGAAUACGAAGUCUCUAAGCUUCAGGAGGCUUUACGCAAGUGGGCAUCGCUGCCAGCUCUCCCAAUUCCGGAGACGGCCCGCCAUAUGGUGGAUGAUUUCAUUCGUGACACCAAACAUCCAAAGAUGGACCUUGAAAAGGCCACGACCCUUGAGGAGGUUGAGCAACGGCAAUCCUGUGUCGCGCACUACGGUACAUGGGCCAUGAAGGGUCACCUCAAUCCUGAUGCUGUAACGCUAACUCCGGACACGAAUCUCUACUACGGUCGGCCAAGAAAACUCUUCCAGGACUAUGUCUUUGAGUUGAUGCCGACAUUCAAGGAGAACGUUCUGGGACUCGGCUCGGAGGUCGUGAGAUUCCUUCUUAGUGCCAUGGCACCGGACGAAUACCAGGAGUGUUGUGACGUGUUCAAGGGCAUCCCAGACGUCCGGAAGAUGAAGAUGUCCGAGCCGACGUUUGCAACCCUGGCGGUCCUUGGCAUCAACACGUACACGCAACGCCAUGUCGACAACAACGAUGUCGAGUUUGUAUUCGCUGGCCUACUCGCCCUUGGCAAUUAUACUGGAGCCAAUAUUUGCUUCCCUCAAUUGGGCAUAGAAAUGCCCUACCAGACCGGCGAUGCCGUCAUAUUGCGCGGUACGGAGAUGGAGCACUUCGUGCGCGACUGGACCGGUUACCGCAUGUUCCUGCUGGACACAAACCAUCGUCCAGUCCGCAGAUACGCACACAGGGUCAUGGGCAAGCUUCCGCCGAAGCCGAGAGACUCGUGGCAUCCCGACAGAAUCAAGGAGAGACUGGAAGGCCGUAAGCGCGAGCGCAUCCCGACGUCGACGACGCGCUCGGGCUUGUACAGCCCCUGCUGGGUCGAAUCAGCAUCGCCGGAGCCUGAGGAGCUGUACGAGAGCGAUGUUCAUGGUGCAGGAUACCUGGGUCGAUACCACGACAGCGACGAGUCAUCUUAUGAGCGCUCGGGAGGAAGCAGCGACGAUGACAAGGGAGAGCUGCUCGUUCCUCUCCCUGCUGCGUCAGGGGACCCUAUGGUGCUAGGAUAA
Messenger RNA from Anthostomella pinea, 1902 nucleotides. The record is from the annotation of a GenBank genome assembly. NCBI's taxonomy places the organism in Eukaryota, Fungi, Ascomycota, Sordariomycetes, Xylariales, Xylariaceae.